AUGCAAACCUUAACCUCCUCAAGCAACGAAAGCCGCCUGGUAAAAUCCGUGUGCGCCAUUGUCAUAAAGGGUUAUUGGGACAGAAUCUUGAAACCAAAAAUCGGUUCUUUGGUGACUUCAUCCGUCACGACCCAAGCAAUACUGAACCUCUCUCCUCACGGGUUCUCAUUUUCAUGGCCGUUUUUCAAAUGGGUCGAGGCCAUUCCCCGGUACAAGCAUUCCCUGCAAUCGUGCUGGGUCAUGAUUUGCGUUCUAACAAAGCACCGACGAUUCAGGACCGCUCAGAGCUUGCUCGAAAAAGUUGCCCGCAGGGAAUUCCUAUCUUCCCCGACCGUUUUGAACGCGCUUGUGGGUAGUUACUGUGACCCGGAUGUGAAUUCGCAUGUUUUGAGCUGGUUGGUGAUUUCCUGUGCUAAUACAAAGACUAAUCGAGAUGCACUCCAAGUGUUUGAUCAUAUGCGUGUGUGUGGAUAUAAGCCCCAUUUGCACGCCUGCACCGUGCUUCUCAAUUCCCUGGUCAAGGAGAGGUUGACCGAUACCGUUUGGAAAACUUACAAGAAAAUGACGAAAAUCGGGAUCGUUCCCAAUUUGCACGUUUACAAUGUCUUGAUUCAUGCUUGUUGUAAGUCGGGAGAUUUCGAGAAGGCGGAGGGUUUCUUGAGCGAAAUGGAGUCGGAAAACAUUUUUCCCGAUCUUUUCACGUAUAAUACUCUAAUUUCAAUGUAUUGCAAGAAGGCAAUGCACUAUGAGGCCUUGUGUGUUCAAGAAAGGAUGAAAGUAAGCGGAAUAACUCCCGAUAUUGUGACUUAUAACUCGCUCAUUUAUAGCUAUUCUAGAGAAGGCAGAAUGAGAGAGGCUUUGAGGCUAUUCAAAGAAAUUAAAGGCGACAUUUUACCAAACCAUGUAACAUAUACUACUUUGAUCGAUGGGUUCUGCAGAGCAGGUGAUAUUGAUGAGGCCUUAAAAUUACGCGAAUUAAUGGAGUGCAAAGAAUUAUAUCCAGGUGUAGUUACGUUUAACGCUAUUUUACGAAGGUUGUGUGAGGAAGGCCGGAUACAGGACGCGAAUAGGCUGUUGAACGAGAUGGGCGAAAGAACAAUUGAGCCCGAUAAUGUGACGUGUAACACAUUGAUAAAUGCCUACUGCAAGAUUGGUGAUAUGAGGUCUGCAUUGAAGGUUAAAGGUAAAAUGAUCGAGGGAGGAUUAAGGCCCGACCAGUUUACGUACCGGGCUUUGGUUCACGGGUUUUGCAAGGCCCGUGAGGUGAACAAUGCUAAGGAGAUGCUAUUCGAUAUGAUUCGGGCAGGAUUUUUUCCGAGCUCCUGCACUUACGCGUGGCUCGUGGAUUUUUACUGCGGUCAAAACGAUUUUAACAGUAUCUUGGGUUUGCCUGCUGAGCUGGCUGGAAAGGGAAUCCUUGUUGACAUCAGCGUGUAUCGGGCAAUCAUUCGGAGGCUGUGUAAGCGAGAGAGAGUUGAUUGCGCGGAAAGAAUUUUUACAGUUAUGCAAGAAAUGGGGAUAUUAGGAGAUACCGUGAUUUGUGCGAAUAUGGCUUACGCGUAUUUUAGAGGUGGUGAUGGUAGUUCUUUUUCGGCAUUUUUGGAUGAGAUGUAUCGAAGGAGAUUGAUGGUUACACUCAAAAUCUUUAGGAACAUUAAUGCCUCGUAUGCAAAUGAUAGGGACUGUUUGGAUAUGUUUUGGAGUGCUCUGCUCGAUAGAGGCUUGAUUUCCAAGAGUAUUUACAAACAGAUGCAGCAAUAA
Molecule: messenger RNA, 1761 nt
Organism: Striga hermonthica
Lineage: Eukaryota; Viridiplantae; Streptophyta; Magnoliopsida; Lamiales; Orobanchaceae
Source: the annotation of a GenBank genome assembly